AUGCAGAACCUAACAACCCACCUCCCAACAACAACCCCCACCUCUCUGCACCGCGCAACAACACACCCCUUCCUCCGCCGCGCAGGGUCCGGCCAGAUCCCAAAACCUUUACUCAGCCAGUGGCUCUCGCAGGAUCGACUAUACGCGCAGUCCUACGUACGGUUUAUCGGGCUUUUACUCGCAAAGGUGCACCUCCCUCGUACGCCAUCACCUGCAAACGACGAAAAUGGCAAAGCCAUCCAAGAAAAAAUCCUCGACAUCCUCAUCUCGGCACUAACCAACAUCCGCACCGAGCUCGGCUUCUUCGAAGACGUUGCAAGGGAGUAUGAGCUCGAUUUGAAUACGCCCUUGGCCGGGCUAGAAGGGUACGAGGGGAGAUUCUCCGCUGGGCCGAUUACGCAGGGGUAUAUUGAUAUGUUUGUUUCUGCGGGGAGUGCGGGGACGAGUUUGCUGGAGGGGUUGGUUGUGUUGUGGGCGACGGAGGUGUGUUAUUUGCGUGCUUGGAGGGGGGCUGCGGUUUAUUUGGAUCGGGGGUCUGGGGGUGAUGGUGAUGGUGAUGGUGGUGAUUUGGAUGGCGGGGCGUUGAGGAAGAGGUUUAUACCUAACUGGGCAAGUGAGGAGUUUGGGGUGUUUGUGCAGGAGAUUGGGGAUGUGGUUGAUGAGUUGGGGAUGGUGGAGUUGCAGGGUGGGAAGGAUGGGGAGGAUGCGCUGGCAAAGUGUGAGAGGUGGUGGAGGCAGGUUGUUUGGUUGGAGGAGAGGUUUUGGCCUGACGUUGAAUAG
Aspergillus versicolor CBS 583.65 is the source of this 780-nucleotide messenger RNA. Its product is annotated as putative transcription regulator PAB1642. The record is from RefSeq and is a predicted model, not a curated record. Lineage: Eukaryota; Fungi; Ascomycota; Eurotiomycetes; Eurotiales; Aspergillaceae. The transcript has a single exon. Bases 1 to 780 code for a protein of 259 amino acids.